GUCGUCCAGUACUUUUCGCUUAAAAGUAGAUUUUUAAAUUGGCUGCUUACAGAUAUUAUUAAACAAAGGCGUAAUGUUAUAUGAUGGUAUACAAAGAAGCAGGUCAUUCGCCGGAAAGCAAGAAUAAGCUUACCGAGGCUGAACAAAGCAAUAAAGAAGCUCACUGCUCAUCACCUUCGUGUAGUAUCAGAAGUGAAGAGUUAAGUGAAGUGAGUGGUGGUAGUCCAGCAACAAAAAGCCUUCGUAAUAGCCGGCAGUUAAUGCAUUCUACAAAAAAGAAGGAAAAACAUUCGAAAGACCGGGAAGUGUCAUCGAAAAAGCGUCGAAAAUCAGUUUCACCAUCUUUUCAGCACAGUCGGAGGUCAAGGUCGAGAUCUCUUUCUCGCAGUCGGAAAAGAAGGCGAUCUCCUUCUCCGUCAACAAACGGUAAAGUUAGAGAGCAUGAACGUCGUUCGGAUCAUAGAAAAAAUGAUACACGUCGAGACUUGAUACAAACAAAUAGACGCAGUAAUCAGAGCAGGCGUCGUCGUACUCCUCAGAGAUCGUCGAGGCGUUCUGAUAGGCGAGAAGGACGUCGUAAAAGGAGUAGAAGUCGUUCGAGUGUAUCCAGUUCCAGUUCUUCUGAUACUACAUCAUCAAGCAUGAACGAAAUGCGUAUGAAGUCAUCACUUCUUGGUGAAAUUAUGACAAGACAUCAUGAUAAAAGAAUCGAUAGGACUGCAAGGGAAUGGAAGGAAAAACGGCAUAGGCGUAGCCCAGCAGCAAAAAAACGUCCAUCACGUAGACGUGCGCCAUCGUCUGAUUCAUCGACGUCAUCUUCUGGUCGCAGCCCUCCAUCCUCUGCGUCUACAUUAGUGGUGCCGCCACCCCCACCACCAUCAAUUCGGGCAAUUCCAGCGAGCGUUCCGCCACCAGCGGCAUCUUUUAUGCCAGCUGUGCCGACUUUCAUACCACCUCCACCAGCUCCAAUUGGUAUGGAUCCAAAUGCAUAUCAAGUGGCAAUGGCGGCUUAUACUGCACAAUAUGGAUAUGCUGGUCAGAUGGCAGCCUUCACUAUCCCACCACCUCCAUAUUCGCAGCCUCCGCCUAUACCGCCUCCUCCAAUUGCACCGAAUCCUAUCUUACCGCCUCCUCCUUUACCACCCAUGCCUUCAUCUAUGCCACUACCGCCUUGUUUACCUGUUAACACAUCACAGCCUCCUCCACCUGCACCGCCUGCAAUACCUAAUCCAAAUCUUGUGUCAUCGGUAAUUGCAGCUCAUCCUAUACAACGCGAUGCCUCUAUGCCUCCUGUUGCACCUCCACCAGCUCCUCCACCAAUGCCACCACAGCCCAAACGAACGUUCAUACGACCUUUGGUAUUAAAUAAGCGUUUGAAGUUGCGGGAAGAUCCAGAAAACUGGGGUUGCUCAACGGUGGAAAAAUAUGAAAUCAAAACUCAAGUAGGUGAAGGCACAUAUGGACAAGUGUACAAAGCACAUGAUAAGAUCACUCAAGAAGUGGUUGCUUUGAAAAAGGUGCGUUUGGAGAAUGAAAAAGAAGGCUUUCCAAUUACAGCUGUUCGUGAAAUCAAGAUUCUGAGACAGCUCAACCAUCGGAAUGUUGUAAAGCUAAUCGAUAUUGUUACUGACAAGCAAACUGCUGCCGAUUUUAGGAAAGAUAAAGGCGCAUUUUAUUUGGUGUUUGAAUACCUGGAUCACGAUCUUAUGGGCAUACUGGAAAGCCAAUUUGUUGAGUUUUCUGAUGACCAAAUCUCAUCACUCAUGAAGCAGCUUGUUUCUGGAUUAGAGUAUUGCCAUUCGAUUGGAUUUCUCCAUCGUGAUAUCAAGUGUUCAAAUAUCCUUUUGAAUAACAAAGGAGAGCUGAAGUUAGCGGAUCUUGGCUUAGCCAGAUUUUACGAUGAAGAUCAGGACCGUCCUUACACCAACCGCGUUAUAACGCUUUGGUACCGUCCACCAGAACUUCUGCUUGGUGAGGAACGAUAUACAACUGCUGUUGAUGUGUGGAGUGUCGGGUGUAUUCUUGGCGAAUUAUACACAAAAAAGCCAAUGUUUCAAGGAAACACUGAGAUGGUGCAGUUGGACGUAAUAUCGAAACUUUGUGGUACACCAUCGCCGGAAAAUUGGCCUGAUGUAAUCAAGUUACCACUAUAUUGCAGCUUUCGGCCAAAACGUACCUUUCCUCGAGUCUUGCGUGAUGCGUUUGGAUUCAUACCUGAUAAACCUUUGGAUUUACUCGACCGAAUGCUUGAAUUAGAUCCAAGGAAGCGUAUUACUUCAAAAGCGUCUCUUACACAUCCCUGGUUGAAAGAUGUGGAUCCCUCAAGAGUACCACCACCGAAGCUUCCGCAUUGGCAAGAUUGUCAUGAGCUAUGGUCAAAAAAACAGAGGAAAAACCGGUUGGCUAGUAGUAACUUGGUAAUGCCGCAGUCUUCACAAUCACAUGCGCAAUUUGUACAGCAACAUCACCCUGUGCAUCCUUCUAGUUCGCAUCAGUCUGAUUCGAGCACAAGUUUGAGAAGUGGGCCACCACUUUUCACGGCAAGACGAUUGAACAUUGCAAAUUUAUCUACUGAGAGUAAUACAUCUUCAGAAGCUUCAUUAAAAAAUGUAGAUGCAGCAAUUCGAGCAAUUCAGGCCGAUCCAAGCAACUUGGAAGCGGCACGUGCAUUGUUGGCUAAUUUAAGUCCAACGGCAGCAGCAUCUGUUUUACAGCUUGUUAGUAAAAGUGGUGUUUUGCCACCAGCAGUGAUGUCGGCACUUUCAACAUCUACCGCAGAUGCAUCGCAUGCACAUCCACGAAUACAGAACCAACUCAGUGAGAUACUGGGACAGCUUGCAUCAAUGGAACCGAAAGGUAGUAUAUCAGUUACUAUUACAAGUAAUUCUACUUCAAAUGUACCAACAUACCAGCAGACUUCGUCAUUAGCUUUAUGGCAAGUGUCGCUAAACAACAGUGAAUACUUUCAAUACUGA
This is a messenger RNA of Loa loa (African eye worm), 2975 nucleotides long. RefSeq names its product CMGC/CDK/CRK7 protein kinase. Gene Ontology annotation, molecular function: cyclin binding; ATP binding; RNA polymerase II CTD heptapeptide repeat kinase activity. Gene Ontology annotation, biological process: protein phosphorylation; positive regulation of transcription elongation by RNA polymerase II; transcription elongation by RNA polymerase II. Gene Ontology annotation, cellular component: cyclin/CDK positive transcription elongation factor complex; nucleus. NCBI's taxonomy places the organism in Eukaryota, Metazoa, Nematoda, Chromadorea, Rhabditida, Onchocercidae. Bases 81 to 2975 code for a protein of 964 amino acids. The transcript is spliced from 16 exons. The record is from RefSeq and is a predicted model, not a curated record.